This is a messenger RNA of Paracoccidioides brasiliensis Pb18, 1308 nucleotides long. RefSeq lists its product as uncharacterized. The record is from RefSeq and is a predicted model, not a curated record. Gene Ontology annotation, biological process: phospholipid metabolic process. The transcript is spliced from 4 exons. Gene Ontology annotation, molecular function: phosphatidate phosphatase activity. Bases 1 to 1308 code for a protein of 435 amino acids.
AUGGCCAGCACGCUCCCAAACACUCUGCCGUUUUCAAAGAAACCUCUCAGGACUCGAAUAAUCAUCUCAUACAUUUUCGACUAUGUCAUUCUAGUAGCUCUCGUCGCUGGAUUCUACAUUCUUGACCACAUCGAACCUUUCCACCAACCUUUCUCCCUGAACAAUCACUCCCUAUACUACCCAUAUACUGUCCACGAACGAAUCUCCAUCCCACUCGCACUAGCCAUCUCUGGAGGCAUCCCACUUGUGAUCAUCUUCUUCUAUACCAUUGUUAUCGAUGGCCUUUUCUCGCACCAUAAACCCACGACCUCGUCCGGCAAAAGGAAGCUGAUGGGUCCAUACAGCCUAAAAGAUAGACUGUGGGAAUGUAACUGCGGAUUUUUGGGUUUAUUUCUGGCCCAAGCAAGCGCCUUUGUGAUUACGGGCGCCGUUAAAAAUGCCGUCGGCAAACCGCGACCAGAUAUUAUCGAUCGUUGUAAACCAGAAAAUACUGGAUCUUUAGGACGGUUUGAUAUGGUGACUUUUAAGAUGUGUAACACAUCCACACCUUAUCGCAUCUUGCAGGAUGGGUAUAGAUCAUUUCCAUCAGCUUCUUUCGCCGGCCUCUUCUAUCUCUCCCUUUACCUAGCCGGCAAACUUCAUGUCCUAGAUAACAGGGGUGAAGUGUGGAAAACAUUCAUCGUGUUAUUCCCAACCCUUGGAGCUGGGCUGAUUGCUGUAACGCGAAUAAUGGAUGCCCGACAUCACCCCUUUGAUGUGCUAUUUGGCUCUUUCCUAGGCAUAUUAUGCGCCUACGUUGCCUACCGCCAAUAUUUCCCACCCCUCGAGGAAUCGUGGAGGAAAGGGCGCGCAUACCCGAUUAGAACCUGGGGAACUGACCCAGUUGGCCCUCCAAUGGCGGGACGAAACCUCUUUGAUCUGGAUGGAUCAAACGAUGAUUCAGUUGCACCCCUUCGUCCUGCAGAUCUGGAAUGUCAAGUUAGACCAACUGACCAAAACAAUGGGUCCACACACAAAACCCCACCUGUACGCCGUUCUUCAACCGACCAAGCAUCUUCGUCAGACCCUUACUUAAGACGAAAGCCGGACGUGGAUCGAAACUACUCUUCAUCAAGAGGUGACUCGAUCGGUAUGGCAUAUGAAAUGCAGCCCAGUGAUGGGACUCGGACUCAACGCAGCAAGUCCAACAAUGUCUACCAGCAACAGACGAGCUAUCAGCCAUAUCUGGGAGCUCAAUCGCUCAAUACGGCACACACUCUAUCAGAAGGGGAAAGUGAACGUCCCGUGUCCCCCACCCAGUUAUAUUGA